Messenger RNA from Ochotona princeps (American pika), 2822 nucleotides. RefSeq names its product RAB31, member RAS oncogene family (gene RAB31). Gene Ontology annotation, molecular function: GTPase activity; GTP binding. The coding region runs from base 205 to 792 and encodes 195 amino acids. The transcript has 7 exons. NCBI's taxonomy places the organism in Eukaryota, Metazoa, Chordata, Mammalia, Lagomorpha, Ochotonidae. The record is from RefSeq and is a predicted model, not a curated record.
CGAGCCCGAGGGCGCCCGGGAGGAGCCGGCCGACGGCCAUGUGACCGGCCGCGGCGGGGGUGGGCGGCCCAGAAAUAGCAGCGGCGGCGGUUCCGCCCGCGGGCUGGCGCGAGGGGCUGAGCCGGGGGACGCAGGCUGGGCGGGCACGGCGGCCCCGGCCCCGGACGAUGCUGCUGAGUCCCCGGCCGGCACGGCCCCGAGCACAUGAUGGCGAUACGCGAGCUCAAAGUUUGUCUCCUCGGGGACACCGGGGUCGGGAAAUCGAGCAUCGUGUGCCGAUUUGUGCAGGAUCACUUUGACCACAACAUCAGCCCCACCAUUGGGGCGUCUUUCAUGACCAAAACCGUGCCUUGUGGAAAUGAACUUCACAAAUUCCUCAUCUGGGACACUGCUGGUCAGGAGCGGUUCCAUUCGCUGGCCCCCAUGUACUACCGGGGAUCUGCCGCCGCCGUCAUCGUGUAUGACAUCACCAAGCAGGAUUCCUUUCAUACCUUGAAGAAAUGGGUGAAAGAGCUGAAAGAACACGGUCCUGAAAACAUUGUCAUGGCCAUCGCUGGAAACAAAUGUGACCUCUCGGACAUCAGGGAGGUUCCACUGAAGGAUGCAAAGGAAUAUGCUGAAUCCAUAGGCGCGAUCGUGGUGGAAACAAGUGCAAAAAAUGCCAUCAAUAUUGAAGAACUCUUUCAAGGGAUCAGUCGCCAGAUCCCACCCCUGGACCCGCACGAGAAUGGAACCAGUGGGGCCAUCAAGCUUGGGAAGCACACGGCGCAGCCUGGCCGCAGGUGCUGCUGACCCAGAGCGCAGUGGUGGAGGAAGCUGGAGCCCACGUCCCAGGCACCGCUGAUGCCCCAGCCCUCAGUCCUAAAGAACAACAGAUGCUGGCCUUGCUUGUUGGAAGACCUGCAGGGAACUGGGGCAAGACAUGUCCCUUCAAGAGCAUGGAGAAAACUCUGGGAGAACUCACGACACUGCCACAAAAUGGCCUUCAAAGGAUGAUACUUACAAGAUAAUAAGUAGAGCUGUGGUUUCUGGUAGACACCUGAAAGCAUUCUCGGUUUUGCACGCAAGUCUUAAACUGCCUUAAUCAGGGGAGGGUACCCUCAGACGUGUCCUCUCCCUCUGACUCCUGGGUUCCCCGCCAAAUUUCAGUAGCUUCUUCACUGUCAUUGUCUUCCCCAAAGGAUACUUCGUUGGGAAGGCCAGUUUUGCAGCUGGCCGUGGAAUGAGUGUUUAUUGAUUACAUUGCUGAUGGAAAUCGGGGCAGCACCGCACCAUCCCUCAAGCUGAGCUCCUGCACAGUGGUGCAUUGGAAACUGCCAGCGUCUCUUUUAGCUGGGGACCAUUCUUCAGCAUGUUGGUCACAUAUGAAUAGGCAAACCAAAGCUGCCUGCCCUAUUGCAAAUUAUUUUGGGAAUGGGUUGGAAGGUCAAGUGGUAACCAUGCCCACGGUGAUGGGUGGAGGGUAUAAGCAUCUUUUAGGGGAUCACCUGGUACGUGUCACCACCUUGUCAUAAAUCCUCAGUAUAGUGCAGAGUAUCCUUGUAACAAAGAGAAGAUGUCAUGAUGUCUAAGGGUUCAAAUUAAAUGGUGGACACUUGAGUGUGAACCACAAGGCAGAUUUCCAACAAUAGCGGUUGAUCACAGCAGAGCCAGCCAGAUGAAGUACAAGUGCCUCAACACAUUCUAGACUCCACAGUUGGGCUGGAGGAGACCAUUUGGAAUGUUAGUAGGCUCGGGGAAGAGGGCCUGAGGCCCAGUGCCGGGCUGCAAGUGAGCCAAGACCAGGCCUUGAGCAACACCAUCCUUUGCAGAGUUAAUGAGAGACUGAAUCGGAAGAAGCGAGGAGACAAAAACCAAGAAAGCAAGGAAAGAUAAUUCCACAGAAGAGUCAAACCCCAGUACCCCCUAUAACUUUCCUACAAACUUGGGACCAAGAGAAGCAAGGCUUGUGUGAAGGGGUGGUUGUUGAAGGGUGAAGGGUUCAACUAGUGUCUUGUAGGGUCCUGAGCACAGGUUCAAAAGGAACCAGCAGCACUUGGUGCGAGGUGGGGAGAGGAGAGGCGGAUGGUGCCACUUUAUCAACAAUUCACAGUGCAGAAGUCAGAAAAGGGACCAGGUGCAGGUUUUAAAAACCUUGAACUUUGAGUGAUUCAGGCUGAGCCAGAACUGUGGUGUCUUGCCACAGCUGUGCGCACCAAACCCUUGGCAGGCAGGAGCUACUGAGUCAUGUUACCAACAGAGGAUGGUACUGGGAGAGAUCAGGGCCAAGUGUACACUUUGUUUUUUGCUGACAAUCAUCAAGCAAAGAGGGCUAGGUUCAAAUCACAGAUUUGUGUGUUUUACCCUGAUACUGUGUUGUUGAUUGAAUGUUCUUGCUGACUUCCCCCGACUCCUGAGGCUUGGUUGACAAUCUCAGCAAGUGAAGGCUAGCAGGUCCUUUAUUUUUGGUCCAAGAGUGUCACUGGGCUCUCCCAGUCAGUCACCUCCAGAACUGUUAGCCUGUGGGUUUUUUUUUUUUUUCCCUACACUGCCAACAUGACUGGCUGGCUGGCUGGCACAGUUCUGCUUGCAGGUCAACAAAUGACCAUACCUCUUGCCCAAGGCAAGACAAACAAGCCAACCGAUCCUGUUUUGAGUUGAUAAUUGGAAUGACUGCUUUGCAGGUGACAUGUCAGCUUGUUUUUCUGGGAACCAGUGUGUCUCUGGGCACGUGCUCAGGUGUCCUGGCCAAGGUGGCAAGCACACAACAGGAGUGUACAGUGGUUGUGUUUUACAUAACUUGCCCAGUAUUAUCUCCAUGUGACAAUCUACCCACCAGGAAG